This is a messenger RNA of Alnus glutinosa, 1110 nucleotides long. Its product is annotated as peroxisomal membrane protein 11A. Lineage: Eukaryota; Viridiplantae; Streptophyta; Magnoliopsida; Fagales; Betulaceae. Bases 84 to 863 code for a protein of 259 amino acids. The record is from RefSeq and is a predicted model, not a curated record. The transcript has a single exon. Gene Ontology annotation, cellular component: peroxisomal membrane. Gene Ontology annotation, biological process: peroxisome fission; regulation of peroxisome size.
GGCGUGUGUCAAACGAUGUCGUAAUAGGCGAUGCAAUAGCCUAUCCUCGGAGCUUUCAAAAUUUUGGGCUCUCUGCAACUUCCAUGGAUUCGAAAGCUUCAACAGUUCAGACUCCCCCACAAAACCCCAAAACCAUAAUUCGGUCACCACCUAAAGGCAGAGACUUCUUGGACCACCUCGAAGCCUACCUCGCAAAACGAGAUGGCGUGGACAAGCUCCUCAAGAUUUCCAGGUACGCCACCAAGAUCGUCCUCGCCUCCUCGGUGCUCCCCGAAACCCUAACCAUAACUGGCCGGCUCAAGAGCUUCGAUUCCAGCGUGGGACUCAGCCGCAAAGCCUUCCGACUCGGAAAGUUCGUCCAGGACCUCAACGCACUCAAGCACUCCCAUUUCGGUUCGAAACAAGAGCUCGUCCUCUCCAUCGUCGCCUAUGGCGGCGAGGGAUUGUAUUAUUUCGUCGAACAGUUUAUCUGGCUAUCCAAAUCGGGUCUGAUCGACGGCAAACACUCGCGCAAUUUGCAAAAGAUCAGUGCCUGGGCGGAGUUCAUCGGGUACAUGGGUAGUGUCUCGUUGAAAUUGAUAGAUUUGAAGGGGAUCGCCGAGGACGAAGCGUGCUUGGAGACGAGUAUUGAGGUCGCGGUUUCCAGGGGAAUUGGGUGUCUCGAAGAAGAGCAGAGGUUGAGGAAAUUGAGGGAGAAGAAGCUGAUGAAGAAGCUCUCGAUCGUUCAAGAUUUUGCAGAUGGGCUAAUGGCGUUGGCUGAUAUUCGCGACGGGAAGGGGCGGCUUUCGGCGCCGCUUUUUGUUUCGUGUGCGGGGCUUUUAUCGGCGCUGAUUAGCACUCAUAAGAAUUGGUCGUCUUGCUGAGUUUUUUGGCCUUUUACAAGGUAUGAUUGCUGGGCACUUGUGGGGUUUUGUUAUAAUUGUUCACCGAGUUAUGAAUUUUAGUAGUGAUAAUUCAAAUUGGGAGGGGGGAACGAGAUAACUCUGCCGGAGAUACAAUGUGAAGACCAUGAAGGUUCAUAACUUCAUCGGUUCUCUUGUUUUUACAUUUCUUCGAACAAAUAAAACCAUACAGGGAUAGUGGAUCAAUAUAUGAUAUUUUUUACAGUAA